Messenger RNA from Spinacia oleracea (spinach), 4309 nucleotides. RefSeq names its product pentatricopeptide repeat-containing protein At1g05600. NCBI's taxonomy places the organism in Eukaryota, Viridiplantae, Streptophyta, Magnoliopsida, Caryophyllales, Amaranthaceae. The transcript has 6 exons. The record is from RefSeq and is a predicted model, not a curated record. Bases 406 to 1914 code for a protein of 502 amino acids. Gene Ontology annotation, molecular function: protein binding.
UGUGAAAUACAGAGUAACUGAGAUCUUCUUCAACCUAUCUUCUUCAACCUAAUUUUAGUUUUCUGGCGGAAAAACUUUCAUACAAUCAGCAAGUUUGCUUGGGAAACGUGAAUAUUAGAUUGAAAUCCCGUUUCCCAUUCGUUUCCGGGAUGAAUUCAGUUUCAAACACGUCUCCAUUUUUCUGAAACGGUUUCGGCGCGUUCCGAAACGCGUUUCCCGGUUUCCCCGUUCCAGGACGUUUCGGAAACGGUAAGUCGUGAUUUUUUUUUUUGGCGUUUCCGUGCUUCGUAGCUCUCUACAUUCUAACGUGGAUGACAUUGGGACCAUAAGCAAAACUGAAUUGAAGAGGGUGGGAGGACAUGGGAAAGAAGAACAAGAGUAAAAGAGAUUUUUAAGAAAUAAGACAUGGUAGUGAGGUGGCCAAUGCUACUUAAUCCGACGCAGCUUGCGCAGAUUAUACGACAGCAGAAAAACCCGUUUACUGCUAUAAAGAUCUUUAAUGAAGCCAAAACCAAGUAUCCUAAUUAUCGUCACAAUGGUGCUGUUUAUGCUACCAUGAUUAACCUACUUGGAAGCUCGGGUCAAUUUGAUGAGAUGAAGCAAGUAAUUGAACAGAUGAAAGAUGACUCAUGUGAGUGCAAAGAUACAGUCUUUGCAGGUAUAUUUAAGACUUACGCAAGAGCUGGAUUGCUUGAUGAUGCGGUCUCUCUAUUCAAUAGAAUUCCUCAGUUUAAUUGUGUGAAUUGGACUGCAUCAUUCAAUACCCUUUUACAGAUAAUGGUGAACGAGUCUAGGCUUGAAGCUUUCUACCGUCUUUUUAAGGAAAAUUCUCGUGGUUGGGCAGUUAAGUCUAGGAUUGGUUCGUUGAAUUUGCUAAUGGAUGCUCUGUGUCAGAUUAAACGCUCAGACUUAGCACUGCAGGUUUUCCAAGAGAUGAACUAUCAUUGCUGUUACCCUGACAGAGAAAGUUAUAGGAUUCUUAUGAAAGGCCUCUGUCAAGAUGGGAGGCUAUAUGAGGCCACUCAUUUAUUGUAUUCUAUGCUGUGGAGGAUUUCUCAGAAAGGUUGCGGGGAAGAUAUUGUAAUAUAUAGAAUUCUGUUAGAUAGUCUAUGCGAGAAUAAACAGAUAAACGAGGCUGUAGAAAUUCUUGGGAAAAUUUUGAGGAAGGGCCUUAGAGCUCCCAAGAGCCGCAGUAAAGUCACAGAUCUUAGCAAACUUCGGGAUAGUGAAGACAUAGAGCAGGCUAAACUUUUGAUCAAUGAAGCUCUGAUUAAAGGUGCUGUCCCUAGCUCAGCUAGUUAUGCUGCUGUGCUUACUGAUCUCUACGCGGAAGGUAAAAUUUCCGAGGCUAACAAAGUGUUUGAUAAAAUGCGUGAAAAGGGUUUCCGACCAUCACUGAGAAUAUACGAAUCAAAGGUAGCAGCACUGUGCAUAGCUGGUAGAGUUGAUGAAGCUGGUCAGGUAAUAGACGAGGAAAUGCUUAAGAAGGAUAGUGUACCGAAUUCUCAAGUCUAUAGCAUCGUUAUAAAAGGCUUCUGUGAUGAGGGUAAGUCGGAUUUAGCCAUAACGUUUUUGGAAAAGAUGGAUAGGCAGAAAGGUUGUUCACCUGACAAGGAGACUUUUAAUGUUAUUGUUGAUAGAUUGUGUCGAGAUGGGAACUUUGUUGAUGCCAGUAAGAUUAUGGAAAAGAUGUUGAGCAAAUCUUUUUGGCCUGAUUCGAAUACUUUUAGUGCUGUAAUUAGAGGUCUUUGCUCAAUAGACAGGAUAUAUGAGGCUGUAAUGUGGUUAGAAGAGAUGAUUACUCAAGGUAAGGUGCCCAAGUCUUGUAUAUGGAGAGUAUUAGUAGCUUCAGUUACCUGUAACACACAAGAGAUUCGUGAUUGCGUUGAAUUGCUGGAUUAUCUGAGAACUUAAUUCCAUGUCAUAUGGUUUAUGUAAAAAGAUGAAGAAAAGAAAAGGAGUGAGAGCUUUUCAAUUGCGAAUAAUGAAGAAUUUGGUAUCUAUUUUGCCUUUGAAGUAGAAGGAUAAAAUGGAGUUUGGAUUCUACGUGGUGUCACUUGAGCAUUUGGAGCGCACGGAAAACUUUUAUGGGUGCUCUCCCAGUAUUCCUAUGUAGGUAGACAUUCUUCUGUUUUCAUUCUUCGUUUACAGAUUUGGCUGUAUGAUAUACUGCAGAAAUUGUUUUAAGGUUGUUGCUGGUAAAGAAUCCAGAUCUUUUAGACGCAGUUGAUAAUAAGGGAUUCAAUGUGCUUCACCAAUGGGCAGAGACAGCACAAGUUUGGCCAUUAAACUUUCUUUUAAAUGGGGAUUUUCCUGCUGCGAGGACUAAAGUGUUGAGAGAUUUAAUCUACUGCAUGACAGAUAAGAAAGAGGGUGAUAGUCUAUUACAUAUUGCAGCAAGGUCUAAGAAUGCUGAUAUUGUUCGUGCCCUCCUUGGAAAACAAAGAACAAAAAUGGGGAUACACCAUUACACACCGCUCUAUCUUCAAAACAUGAUGAACAACUUGUGUUGUAUUUUUUAUCAUUGGAUUCAACAUUAUGUGAAAUUCAUAACAAUACCUCUCCUUCUUGCUGUUGCUUCAGGAUUUGAACAAGUUAUACAAGAGAUUUUGACAACUCAGGAGGGUUACGUUGAAGCAGGAUGGCUUCUCAAAGGUUUCUGCUCAUUUGUUUUAUUUUCAUUUUGUAUAUCGUUUGUCAUGCAAAUAAAUUAUCCUCGUAUGACAGUGUGAUGCUUAAUUGAAAAUUAUCUCAGUGAUGGAUAUUUCCUUGAAUCAUUUGCAUCUUUAUCUUUGUGCAUAUGUUUUUGUACUUCUUUACAGAAGUGAUUCAUUUUAAUGCCUAUAUUGAUAAGAAGUUGGACUUGAUGUACAAAAAGAAAUGGGAUUAAGGUUUGAAGUUGACUGCAACUGACCGCGAAGCCGCCCAGAAGAACAGGAAAAAAAAAAUGAAGGAUUAUGAAUUACGUAGUAGUAGGAGAAAUGUUUUAAAUUGGAUCACUACUUCGUAUGGGAAGGGUAACUUCUAUGUAACUAUUAGAUAUUUAGAUACAAUCAAUAUAAAUACUACUCCGCAAAUUAUUAUUCAAUAAAAUUAAAUAAAAAAAACAGACACUUCUCUUCAGUGACUUUAUUUUUUCAAAUUUUCUUCACACAUUUAUUUUUUUUAUCCGUAAAUUAUGUAUGUUUUUUGUGACACAUUUUGUCACAUUCAAAAAUUAAAAUGAUACUUGGUUGAGAGUAUGAUGGUUAUUGUUCAAACUACAAAAUAAUAGAGCGCUCUGUGCAUCGCACGGGUUUAAAACUAGUUUACUUAAAAGUGCAAUAUAGCUAUUGCUAUUCCUAAUCAAUUUAAAUGAUACUUGGAUUAGUAUAUGAUUGCAUGCUUCAGUAAUACAGCUUUAAGUAUAUCAUUAACUCAAACUAUCCAGGUUAUACAAAAGUGUUGUAGAUCGCGGUAAUGCAGGAUUGCAGAUGGAUAUUUGGUAAGUGGAAGGAAUCACUCAUCAUUUAUUCUCGCAGGUGAGUGCUUCAUCAAAACAUAAAGUGUAACAUUAAUUUUCAAAUUGCAUUGAAAAGGAAAGUAGCACUAAUUUUCUAUGUUGUUUUUUUUUUUUUUUUGGUAAUGGUAAAGGGGCAACCAAUUAUCAUCCGAAGAACGGAGAACCUCUUCCUUCUGGAAAUUGCUUCAAGAUACAACUACCCAGAUACCAAAUAUGAAGUCAAGGGUUGUAUCAGUGAUGUCAAAUUCACGAAGGAGAUGCUGAUCGAACGAUCACAUUGAGGUCUUAACCAAUGAGCCAAGAUCCGAUCACUUGCCUAUUAUGGGUUUCAGCAUCAACACUGCAACAGGCCGGACAUGGCCUUGGGACUGUUAUCGAUGCAUUGGUGGUGGCGGAACAGGAUAAGCAACCGGAACAGCAUAAUGAGGAGGGUGGUGAUGGUGGUGGUGAUGAUGAGGAUGACCAGGAGGAGGAAGCAUAACCGGAGUCCCAACAGCGGAUACCAUAUGAUGAGGCGGUGGUGGUGGUGCACUUAUUGGGUGGCCCAUUUGUGUCCCAUACAUUCCUAUACCUGCAGCUGCCAUAUUUACAUUUACAUUAGGCGGAGCCCUAUGCUUAUUUGCUGCUGCUGCUGCUGCUGCUGCUGCUGUUCCAACUGCUGGUGCCGCAGGAUUAUUGUUUUGUUGCCCUGUAAUUGGUACUUGAUUUGGUGAUAAUCCUCCUCCAUUCACACUUGUAAUGUCAUGAAUGCUAGAUCUUCUUCUAUCCCUAUUCAUUGAGUUCAGCCUUAUAAAAUAUUUUUGAGCA